AAAAUUUAAUGAAAUAUUAUAUUAUCUAAAGUAAAUUAAUUCGUUACAUUCAGGUAGUAAAGGAAGAAGCUAUCGAAUUGAAAUACAGCAUGCAAGAAAAACUCAUGAAACAAGAAAUCGAAAUAGUUAAUAAUAGUAACGAACAAGAGAGUAUCAUUCAAGAUUACAGGAAACGUGUCAAGGAAAGAAAAAGUGAAUUAGAAAGAUUAGAAAGAACGAUCUUUCCUGUUCGUCUACGAGAGGAUUACGAUUCUGUACAAGCAAUGAAUUAUGGACAAGAUGCAAAGAACGAAAUAACAAAGAAAGAAUUGACACGAUUGGAGGAAGCGUUUGCCAAGCUACGCAAUGUUACCGGUGUCUCCAUGUCGGAGGACAUUUUAAACCGGUUUCUAGGACAACGGACGACCAAAGAGAAUCUUCAAAAAAUGAGGACCAACAUGGAAGAUGAAAAAAUGGAUCUCGACAGAAAAAGACAAGAGUUGUUGAGCGAGAUCGAAACUCGAAAAUUUACCGAAACAAAAAAUGUCGAAGAAAACGCUGAAGAGACAGAAAAAUUCAAUAAAAACAUGGAGGAGGAACGUGUCCGUCAGAUGAAAGCAGAAACUGAAUGCGAACGAAUCAGAGAACUUUUAAAGCAAAUAACCAAAGUAUUAGAAAAAUUGUUCGACAAAUUGCAAAAUACAACGGAUUCUAAUACCAUCGUUAAAGAAAAUUUAACCAUACCUUCUGACUCAACGAAGCUAUUAUCGUUGUUGAAUGAAAUUGCUCAAAAACUUACCGAUGCUUUUGACAAACAGGACGUGUACUUCGAAAUAUUUGACAAUGUAUUAACGGAAAAGCUUGAAACAAUGUCUAUCACAACUUCGUUAGAAGGCAAAGCUGUACGCGUUGAAAAUGUUCCACUCUUUUCGAAAUUUCCAACAUGGACAUCUUCAGCGAUACCACUUUCGGAAGACGAAGAAGAAGUGCCAACGAGAAAUACUUUGAAAAGACAAGCACAAUUAUUAGUCGAUACAAAAAGUCGAAGAAAAGGACUGGGUUUCAAAAGAUAA
This is a messenger RNA of Vespa crabro (European hornet), 1052 nucleotides long. Its product is annotated as coiled-coil domain-containing protein 183-like. Gene Ontology annotation, biological process: outer dynein arm assembly; cilium movement. The record is from RefSeq and is a predicted model, not a curated record. The coding region runs from base 90 to 1052 and encodes 320 amino acids. NCBI's taxonomy places the organism in Eukaryota, Metazoa, Arthropoda, Insecta, Hymenoptera, Vespidae. Gene Ontology annotation, cellular component: cilium. The transcript is spliced from 5 exons.